Dimorphilus gyrociliatus is the source of this 1296-nucleotide messenger RNA. The record is from the annotation of a GenBank genome assembly. NCBI's taxonomy places the organism in Eukaryota, Metazoa, Annelida, Polychaeta, Dinophilidae.
UUGACCUCGGCAAUACUAAUAAUACUGUUAGUAAUAGUACACACGGUGUUUAACCUAAUACAGGCCGGUUGUUCUAUUUACAUCAGUUUUGAGUGGAAAAAUAGUACAAGAGUAACUUUUUGGAAGAAUUUCAUAGUUAAAAUGAAUGAAAAAAGGAAGCUAUUCAAGAGAACUCUGACGGAAAUAGUUAGACAAUUGUGUAAGAACGAGUUCUAUACAGAAGAGAAAUUUUCAAUCAAUGGCGUAAUUGGUGUGGUUUUAUCGGAAGGAGAAAACUUUUUAAUUCAUAUCAACGAAGAUAUUUUGAAAGAUGAAAAAAGAGCGGAACCGUAUUUCUGCGACGUACUAGAUGAGUUCGUAGAGAGCGAUAAUACAGCAAAAGAAGUUGAAGAAGUUGAAGCGACAAGCGAAAAAACGGUUACAGGGCCAACUAAAGUAAGCGAAGAAAAUUUAGAAAUUGUCGUUAUAUCCCCGGAAGAAGUUGCUUUUGAUAAAGAAGAAUCGACCAAUCAUAGUGAUGAAGAAAACAAAUUAGAUUUAGCAACAUUAACAAUGACUUCCUUCCCGCUUCAGCAGAACGAUAUGAACACUAAUCAGUGGGAAAAGGAAAGACUUACAACUGUUUCAAUGCACUCCCAUUUAAGUAAAAGGGGCAUUAAGAAGGGGUCAAAAAAAUCAUUCUCGUGUGGAAUAUGUAAGACGUGCUUUAAGUAUCGUACCAGCUUAAACCUGCACAAAAAAAUCGAACAUUCAUCUGGCAAGUUAACAUUUAGUUGUGAAUUUUGUAACGCCUCUUUCAGUGAACCGGGAACACUCAACAAGCAUAAAUUAACUAUUCAUUCGACUACCAAACCUUAUGCUUGUGAAUUCUGUAAAGCAUCUUUUAAGCAGAGAGGUAAUAUGAUAAGGCAUGUAAGAACGGUUCAUUCUUCUUACAAGCCUUUUUCUUGUCAAUACUGUGAUGCAUCUUUCAAACUAAAAGCGCCUUUGGAAAGGCAUCAAAAAUCAAAACACUCAAUCAAGCAUUCUUCCCCUUAUACGUGUUCACAUUGCGGUGAUUCUUUCAAAAGAGACAGCUCUCUACAGAGUCAUUUAGUCAACUGCUCAGCCAAAUAGAAUACUUAACUAACAAGAGAAUGAGACUUAUUUGUGAACUAAUUUUAGAGUUAGUUCGUUUUUUUUCCUUUUUUUUAUACAGUUUGCCUUUUUUUUAGUGAAUCAUUUUUGUACGUCUUUUAGUCUGUUGAGUCGAAAUAAAUUUUCUUCAAUUGUUAUUAUGGUGAAAGAAAAGAAGGU